Molecule: messenger RNA, 3246 nt
Organism: Sycon ciliatum
Lineage: Eukaryota; Metazoa; Porifera; Calcarea; Leucosolenida; Sycettidae
Product: serologically defined colon cancer antigen 8 homolog
Exons: 17
Coding region: 465-2768 (767 amino acids)
Biological process (GO): establishment of cell polarity; tube formation; centrosome cycle
Cellular component (GO): centriole; centrosome
Source: RefSeq, a predicted model, not a curated record
UCAGUGAUCAAUCAGGCCCGGGAAACUCAAACGCCCAGUAUGAUAGCAAAAAAGCAGCCAUGUUUCGAAAGAGGACAUUUGAAUGGUUCUGAAGUCAGAAAGAGUUGCCAAGUCAGGAGUCCAGCUACUUCGAGUCGUCCUUGUCGCUACUGCAGCGAAACACAUCGUGGUAAAUCACUUCCCUGCGACCUGCAUGCAGUGUUGUCGCCCACUACUAGCACUAGCGCGAGGAUUCGAUGAAACUUGAGUGGGAAGGAUGUUUCAGUCCGGGCCGGGUCGUUGAAGACCAGCAAGACGAAAAGAUUUACAUCACCUGAUCAUAACUCGACAGCUGAAAGUGUAUUGAUUCCACUUCCUGGCCCUGCUGGCACACGGUUGCUAGGACACUGUCGGGUCACUACUCUGCCUUGUCUCACUGAAGACAGUGCUGGGGUGCGUACGUGCAGGAAGCGCAUCCUGCCCCAAUGUCGUCUUUUCACAGUCCCAGUUCGCUGGCCGCCGGGUCAUGGUCACUGCGUGGCAGCGGCGGUGGUGGUGGUGGCAGUCACAGCGCCAGUGGCAUAUCGCUGGGCAGGCUGGAUCACUCGGAGGACGACAUGCUGCAGCAGCAGCUUGGUGCCCAACUGGCACAGUACAGGAAAGAAAUGGCGUCGCUGCAAGAGCGUGCUAGCGGCAUCGUCCAUGAGAAUGCCAGCCUGCGGGAGGAGGUCGCAAACUACCGGUCCAUCUCGGCCACGACAAGAUCUGACAGCACACGCUUCACCGGCGGUGUGUUUGGCAGUGGUGCUGCAUCAAGCAAGACCGCUCUCAGGUCAAGCCGUAGACCAGGAACUGAAGUCAAGGCGAAAACCUCUCCUCGGGAGGUAUUUCCGGAUGCCAGUGCUCAUGCUAUACCCACUGAUCACAGGCUUGCGCAGCUGGCUUCACCAACUACAUCACCGACACUGCAGAGGGCAAGAAGGUUUGAAGGUGCUGCUGUGAGUACAGCCCAGGAACAGAGGUCCCCAGCUAGCAGACGUGCACAGCCAGCAGCAAGGCCUAAUAUCAACGAAGAUGAAGACGGUUCCUUGGAGUGCACGGAGCUGCAGUCAUCACUGGCCGCAACUCCAUCACCAGGGCAACGUCAAGGCGGUGGACAGAGAAUGGCCUACUUAGAAUUGGAACUGGCACGUUGUCGCAAGGAAAAGGAGCGUUUGGAACAGAACCUAGACGACACAAACUACCAACUGACAUGUCGCUUGAAGGACGUUCUACAGCUGGAGACAAGGCUGAGUGUCCAAGAUGAGAAUAACAAGAAGCGCGAGGCCGAGAUCAAAGCAGAUAUUCCAGAGCUGUGCGUGUCCUGCGGCCAUCGUAAGGCCUUGCUUCCUCAGCCACUCAGCGCAGAAGACAAGACAACGAUUCAUGGGCUUGAGAGGGAGAGGGAUGAGGCUCUUGCCUGGCUGAGUAGCUUGAGAGAGCGUCUUGCCGAGCGCAGGGAGAAAGAGCUUAGCACAGAUCAGCAUAUUCAGAGUCUCACCGGCCACGUCAAGGUCUUUACAGAGGAAAACCAGCAGUUGAAGCGGGAGGUCUCCCAAUUGAGGACUCUUCUGCGCAAUGCCGAAACAAACAGUGCUGCACAGCUGGAGAAGCUGAACAAUGAGCAUAGCUCGCUGGCAAAGAGUCUCCAAGCUGACUGGGAAGCCGAGAGAGGUCAAUUGGCGGGAGAGGCACAACAGAGUAGACAUACAAUCAUGAGAUCAAAGGAGGACAUGAUCAGCUUGCGCAGAGAAAAGGACCGUCUCGAAUCUGAGCUAAACUCUCUACAACAGCAUCAUGCUAUGGACACGCAGCACUGGGAAAAGAGAGUUACUCAACUGGAAACAGACCAGAAGGAACAGGGUGCUGUGCACCGCAAGCAAAUGUCAGAGCGCGACACCGUGAGCAAGCAAUUGGUGGCUGGCAAUGAGCGCCUGAGAAGGGAGCUAGCUGAGCUAAAGAUCCACACUGCCUCGUGCAAUACAGAGUUGGAGUCGAUGGAGGAAACUCUGCAAGAAAGCCAAAAUCGCUGCACCCAGCUGGAGACAAUGCACACGAAAUGCAAACAGGAACUUCUUGGCGCGCAGCUGAAGCACAAGCAUGAUGCGCAGAUGAGGGAAACAGAGUUUGCACACCAGCAAGCUGAAUGGCAACGCCAACUCGACGAUGCCAACCUGAAAUAUUCGUAUGCCGUAAAACAGCACGGUGCUGCGGAGCGAGAUCUUCAACAGAAGCUUGAAGAGGAGAGGAGUAUAUGUCAGCACUGGAAAAACCAGUGCCGCGAAGUAACUGAUGCCAUGAGAGUAGACAUAGACAAGUUCAGGUCAAGGUCAGCUUCAAACAAAGCAGCGGCUGCGGCACUUGCUGACGAACGUGAUGCAAUGGCAAGGGAUGCUGCUAUGCUUGAAGCUGAGCUGAAGAAGCAGAGGAAGUUGUGCCGUAAACUGCAGGACUCUCUGACACAGACCGAGCAGGAAAGUGCUCACUGGAAAACGCAGGUACAGGGCUUGCUUCAGAAACAGUGUGAGCUGAUGCAUGAACGGCGCAAGCUGAGCCGCCGCCUGGAUAAGUACCUCUCGGCACAACCUGCUGGUCGAAAUGCCUUGUCACCGUCGCCGUUACACAUGUCAGUGGACGCUUCCCAGCAUAUGCUUGGCGAGGUAGCGAGUGACUAUGCUACAGCAGACAUUGGUUUGGCCGGUGGAUAUGCGAAUGAUGUCGAUCAUCGUAUGCACACGCGGGAUAGCUAACCUGGCUUUGCUCCGAAUCAGCUCCCGGCAGCAAGUCUGAUGAAGAACGGCUCUGUGACAUACAGACUGGACACUAGGUCGUAAUGACUGACCCACAUAUCAUUUUCAUCCACCCACUUCUGAUAGUAUAUUUUUGCAGGACGAUGAUGCUACACCACUGGUUAUUUGUUUUAUGGUUGUUGAUUGAGCCGGUUUAUUUUUGUGCGCGGGCACUGCCUCGAAUUAAUGAUGCAGCACUCAACCGUGACGCUACUUCUGUUUCAAAUUUUUGUCUCAAAAACUAAAGAGUAUAUGUGAUAAUUUCAGCGACUCGUGCUGCAUGCCUGGCUAACUGGCCUUGGCUAUAGUGCAGAUUGUUACUACAUGUACUUGUACAUUGCAUUGUUGAUCUGCUGACUAUGUGGGUAAUGGAAUGCUAGUGAGAUGGUGCUGCAGUUAUGCCAUCGGUUGUCAGACAUUUGAGAAUACUGUAAAAUCU